Messenger RNA from Bombus huntii, 2832 nucleotides. It is a transcript of the gene EloA, whose product is annotated as transcription elongation factor B polypeptide 3. The coding region runs from base 100 to 2367 and encodes 755 amino acids. The record is from RefSeq and is a predicted model, not a curated record. The transcript is spliced from 10 exons. Gene Ontology annotation, biological process: transcription elongation by RNA polymerase II. Gene Ontology annotation, cellular component: nucleus; elongin complex. NCBI's taxonomy places the organism in Eukaryota, Metazoa, Arthropoda, Insecta, Hymenoptera, Apidae.
CUGACUAACUGUAUCGUAUAUUAGUUUGUGCUUCACUAGUAAUCCAUGAACAGAUGGAUUUUACCAGGCGACGCCAAUUAGCAGCUGGGAGCCGCAAUAAUGUCUGUAGUGGAUAAAAUUAAACAUUACCAGCGAAAUAUUGAAAAAUGUGAUGAUAACGAGGAUAGGAUACUUCAUUGUAUUUCAAAACUAUCUAAUCUGCCUGUAACGGUGCAGCAUCUUCAAGAAACUGGUGUAGGACGCACAGUAAAUGCUUUGAGGAAAUAUGAUGGUGGUAUAGGAGAUGCUGCUAAGGCGCUUGUUGCAAAAUGGAAAGCAAUGGUUGCUAGUGAAGGAACUAGUGAAGGUGAAGAUGAAGAUGAAGCAUGUGUUCCUGAUGCACCUGAGAGCUACAGUGACAGUCGUGAGUCUCCAAAACCUGAGGAGAGUCCUGAAAGGCAUAAAACUGAAGGAAGUGGAAAACAUAUUCAUAGGCAUAAGUCAGAAAAGAAUGAAAUGGCAUGCAACAAUAAAUAUACUUCUAAACAUGAAUCCAAAUUGAAAUCUGUUGAAGAUCAGUCAAUAAAUAAUAGUGAUAUUGCUAAAACUUCAAGUAGUGAUCUAGAGAAACAAAAAAAGCAUGAUAAAACUAAACAUAGCCAUAAAAAUGAAUUGGGAAGUGAUAAAAAAUCUUCAAAGGAUACUAAAAGUGCCUGUAAGAAAGAUGAAACUCACAGUUGUAAACAUCGUAGUCAUAGUAAGUCUAAUAACACAGAAAAACAUUCUAAUAGACAUAUGGAUAGUAAUAACUUACUCAAAAGUAGCGACGAGGCUCAUAAACGCAAAAGUGAUGAUUCAAAUAUUAUGAACAAAGAAAGUAAACGAAGGAAAAUUUCAGAUAGUGACAGUGAUGAAAGUAAAUCUCAUGUAUCCUAUAAUUCUGAAAAGCACAGUAGCAGUACCAUAUUAAUUUCAGUUAAAAUAAAAGAAGAGCCUAAGGAUAAAGACACGUUAAUUAGAACUGAAAUUAAGCAUGAAAAGAAAGACUCUCAUGAGAAAUCAAAGAGCACCUGUAGCAAAUAUCGGACUGAUUCAUCUAGUUGUAAAUUAAAACAGAAAUAUAAAACUGAUAUACAUACAAAUCAUAAUAAAGAUGAAACUAAACAUAGUGAUCAGCAUUCUAAUAAGGAUUCUUCCAAAUCAAAACAUCACAGUUCCUCUUGUAAGAAACAUCAUAAUAAAAGCAAAAAUAGAUGUAAGAAAAAAGAGCAUAAGAAUGAAAGAGACAAACAUGAAAAUAAAGACAAUACAGAUUCGAAGCAUUUAAAACAUGGAUCAAAAGAAUCGAAGGAUUUGGUAAAAAUGAAGCAAGAAAUUAAUGGAGACAAAGGAAUAGAUUGUCAUUCAGGUGCUAGCUUUGCAGAAGCAUUGGGUAUGUGUACAAUGGCUCAGACAUCCAGAAAACGUACUAACAACUCUCCAAAUACAAGUACAGCAAAAAUGUUCAAAGCAGAACAAUCAACUGCAAGUAAUAAAAAGAUAGCAGCGAGAAGUGAAUCAACAAGUGAUACUUUACAGACACCAUCUCUUUUAACAACAAAUAUAAAGUUAGAGCCAUUAAGUGUAGACUUGGCAUCUACAUUACCAGAGAUUAGCCCUAAUUACAAGCCACUGCCAUAUAUUAAUCCUGUUUAUCGCAAAGAAGAAGACAAAACUCUUACAGAUGUAAUGUAUGUUAAAAAUCAAAGGACAAAAGUAUAUUCAGGAAAUAAAUCUGGUUAUACAACAGUACCAACUUUGUUUGAGAUAUGUACAAGGGUAUUGAUAGAGAAUAUCGAUGCACUUGAAUUUACUGGUGGUGUGCCUUUUGAUAUUAUAAAACCUGUUCUUGAACGUGCAACAGCAGAUCAGUUAUUUAUGUUGGAACAUUAUAAUCCCUAUUUGGUUGAAGACACAGAUAAAUUAUGGAAAUAUCACUGCAAUCGCGAAUUUAGAAAUAAACAAAGAGAAGAAAUGGAAACAUGGCGCGAGAUGUAUAUGCGAUGUUUAGACGAACGAGAAGCAAAAUUGAAAACGCUUACAGCUAAUAUAAAACAAUCAAUAGACAAAUCUGUACCAGUAAGAUCCACUAAACUUGCAUAUGUAGAUAAUGUUGUUAAACCUCCAAGAAAUGUUCUUAAAAAGCAAGCUAAAUAUGGCACUGCAAAUUCUGUACCUAAUACUGCAUCUACUAUAAAAAAGAAAUUAAUUAGUGGUGGAGGACCAACAGCUGCUACAAAUAUUUCUGUUCCAUCACCACCUGUAUCACGUACAAAACCAUCAAAGAAAACAAAGGCACCACUAAUGGCAAAAGCUUUACAGUUAAUAAAGGGGCGAUAUAAACGGUAGUUCAUAAGAAAUUGAUUAACAUUCAACAAUUUAAAUUUGUGUAUUUCGAACAGAACAUAUUCAUAUGAAGUCCACAUAUUGCUUCAGGCAUUCCGAGAUUUACCAAAUCGACUAUGCCAAAAUAAUUGCCGAGUGCUUUUGUAUCUACUAUAAACAUUAUAAUCGUUUCGUCAUUAUAAUCGUUCAGUUUCGUCAGUUGUACAGUAGAAAAGCACAAGUGCUGAGAUUUCUUGAUAACGCGAAAAUUCGAAACCUUUUGUUCCAUAAAAAUUGAAAAUUGUAAUAUCUUUAUAGAAAAUUAAUCAGUAUAAAUUGACAAUGUCCAAAAAGGUAUUAUGACAUUUAAUAUUUUUUAUGUUUUGAGAGACACAAAAGAUCAAUUGAAAGGUUUUACGGGGACAAAAAAUUUAAUUUCGUUUAAUGUAUUUUAUUAAUAAUGUUACUUAGAAAUAAAAUAAGAAAUUG